Aspergillus japonicus CBS 114.51 is the source of this 2397-nucleotide messenger RNA. RefSeq lists its product as uncharacterized. The record is from RefSeq and is a predicted model, not a curated record. Bases 34 to 1920 code for a protein of 628 amino acids. Lineage: Eukaryota; Fungi; Ascomycota; Eurotiomycetes; Eurotiales; Aspergillaceae. The transcript has a single exon.
GUUAUUGAGAGCUCUCUUGAGCUGAGUGGAAGCAUGGCUGAAGGUAUUUCUACCUCGCUCCAGACCUGCCCUGCGGAUUCUCAGAGGCUUCCUGCCCUCGAGGUUCUUCCGUCUCCCCCAUGUAUUUCUCAUCUGCAUGUGAAUGAUCCGGGGCUUACACCCUCCCCUGGGUCCCAGCUGCAGCAUUCCUCCGAUGUCACCCGAAAUGGAGAACACGGCCAGUCCGUUGAAGAAGCCAAGUCCACCUCAGUCGACCAGCACAUAACGCCGACUUACACGGACCGACCCAAGGAUAUCACAACGGAUUUGAGAGAUGAAGAGACUGAAAAUGCAACCAGCGAGCAAAGUACAUCGCGCCUGUCUGAAGACCAGUUGGAAAUAACCGCGCCUCAGCCGGACCUUCAUGACUCGCCUACUGCGCCUCCCACAGAGACAGCGGAGGACUUGUACGAUCCCUUAUUCGAUUCUGAAAUAAUGCUCAAUGAGCUUGAUGCCGCAUUCGACUCAAACAAGCGAACUGGCGCGGAAGCAUUUGAGGAACCAGACCUCUGGCAGCAGGCCUCCAAAAGGCAGGCUAUUGAAUCAAUUCGGGAUGAAAUUACAAUAACACCAGACAAAACACCGUCGCUGUCCUCUCUCGACUCGGCCCUGCAGCCUGAUCAAACCGGAACUGGUCCUCACACGCCAUUGGACCCUGACCAGGAAUCAACGCCUGCGGCUUUGUUCGAGGCUUUUGGUUCAUCAUUUGAGGAUUCGCCCUUUGAUGUUCCCAUGGACCUUUCAUAUGAUGGACUGCCUGACUUUGACUUUCAUGAGCUAAGCCAGGAGCUGGCCAGCGUCAAGAUGCCCACUGCCGUCAAUAUCGCCCCUGAAGACACCGCGUCGAUCAGCGCGAUUACGAAAGAGCGGUUCUCUAUCGAUGACCAGGAUCUGAUUGACUGCACAAGCCGAGAGAUUCUACAGCGCGUGCACGAAGAGCCGCCUUACGUAUCACCAUAUCCAACUUACGCCGGGCCUCUGGGCUACCUGCCGUCUGCCCCCAACGUUCAUGUCCAAUAUAUCGAGGUCGCAGAGGAUAAGGCCAACUUUCGCCUGACCUCAUUGAGAAACCGGGUGCAGCAGCUUUCAGUGGAGCGACACAAGCUGAGGACCAAACUGGAUCAUUUAACGGAAAUGAGCACGAUCGACAGACGAACGGGAAAGACGCACUACGAAUUGCUCCGCGAACAGAAUGCUAUGCUGCGACGGGUUUGCACUCAGCAUCAGAACAGGGUGGAACGAUACAAGAAAGAGGCGGAUGAAUGGAAGAGCAAGCUUUAUGACCUUGGCACUGUCUAUAACAACCUGCUAUAUGAGAUCCAGGUACAAAAGCAGACGCCGGCGGUGGCGGGGAUUCCUAAUGGGUACAAACCUCCGCAAAAUAUCCAACCUGCACCGAACCAGCAAGUUAUUGCACCAGUACCCGGCGGUGUUGCUGUGAUUCGAGCUCGUCCUGCAAAUCCCGACCCCGCAGCAUCUCUCCAUCGCCCUAUCGCUCCCAGCCCGCCCAAACGCGAACCGGUGACGAUCGACCUGACUGCCGACGAUCCAGCGGACACGGCAAGCCCAACCCCAGCGGAGAAGCAGCGUCAAGCAGAGAUGCUCCAAUCCCUUCGCAGCAAAAAGUACGCUUGGCUGACGGACGCUGACGCGGUCGACCGCCACAGUACUAGUCCCCGCCCACGGCAAGGCUUCUACGGCCAUGGCGGUGGAUCCCAGGCCCUGGAAAUGAUGGGGGAGGAAGCAGCCGAACGGAUCCGCAACCUCUCCGCCUCCGGGCUUGCGUCAGCCGGUCGCAUCGAACCCUCCGAUCCUGACGAUGAUGAUGAUGAUGAUGAUUUGGCUCGUAUGAUGGAGGAAGAGCUAGCACAGGGUUGUUGAUGCAAACUCCGUCUGACGUAAUUUCUCCCUCGACAUUUGUUCUUCAUUUGCGAAAAGUUUGAUACCCAUAUCUGAAGAGAUCAGAUACCAUCACGUCUUCCUGCAAGAUAUCCAUGUUCGUUCUAGUUUUUCUCUUUUCCGGGAUUUUUAUUUCCCCGCUUACCAACGCAGCCCCUUGGCAUUCACAACUAUGAGUACAAGCCUAUCCUGUAUGCCCAUUGCAUAGCUGCACUGUUGGUGUUAUGUUUUAUGUUCUGGUGUCCGAGUCAUCUGUUGUCAUUACUCACAUAGUAUCUACUGAGUAUUCAGAUACACGAGCUUACUAUCGAUCUAUUGCGGAAGGGGCCUGAGCUUCCACUUUUUGUUGUUAUUUCCCCUUUCUCUUCCCAUCGACGCCGCCAAAGAUGAAGUCAUCAACAGCGACACAGCCUCGAAAAUCAAGAUUUUUUUUCUUAAUGUGAUCAAUUUUAAAAGGAG